This is a messenger RNA of Daldinia vernicosa, 929 nucleotides long. Its product is annotated as putative carboxyphosphonoenolpyruvate mutase. The transcript is spliced from 3 exons. The coding region runs from base 1 to 912 and encodes 303 amino acids. The record is from RefSeq and is a predicted model, not a curated record. Gene Ontology annotation, molecular function: catalytic activity. Lineage: Eukaryota; Fungi; Ascomycota; Sordariomycetes; Xylariales; Hypoxylaceae.
AUGGCUAAUAUCUCACAAACCCCCGUAUCAAGGCUACGCGCUGCUCUUUCAACGCCGGGACAUAUUGUCGUCAGUCCGGGGGUGUACGAUGGCCUCACUGCGAGAAUAGCCUUAGCGGCUGGUUUUGAUUGCUUGUAUAUGACAGGAGCGGGGACGACAAUGUCUCGACUUGGGAUGCCAGAUUUGGGCGUAGCUACUUUGAACGAUAUGAGGGACAAUGCAGCCAUGAUAGCUUCAUUAGAUACAUCCGUUCCACUAGUAGCGGAUGCCGACACAGGCUUUGGUGGUCCCCUAAUGGUCGGAAGAACAGUUUCGCAGUAUAUUAGAGCCGGGGUCGCCGCUCUUCAUCUUGAGGAUCAAGUGCAGUCGAAACGAUGCGGGCAUCUUAUGAACAAGGAACUUGUCUCGGAAACCGAGUUCAUCUCUCGGAUUCGAGCGGCAGUCCUAGCACGUGAGCAGGAGAAGGGAGACAUUGUCAUCAUCGCUAGAACGGAUGCAUUAGACUCGUUAGGUUAUGAUGCUGCUAAAGACCGACUAAGACAUGCGGUCGAGGCGGGGGCAGAUGUAGUUUUCCUCGAAGGUAUUCAGACCCGAGAACAAGGCAGACGAAUAUGUGAGGACAUGGCCCCUACACCGUGCCUCUUCAAUUGCGUUCCCGGCGGUGUUUCUCCCGUCUUGUCUGUGCAAGAAGCGAAAGAUUUGGGCUAUCGAAUGAUAAUACUUCCCGCAUUUGCCUUAGGGCCUGUCUACGAGGCGGUAACCGAAGCAGCCAAAGCCUUGAAGGAUACUGGUAUCUCCGUCGAAUCUAAGGCCAAAGCCGGCCCCAGAGACGUCUUCAUCGCGUGUGGGCUGAAAGAGUAUGUCGCUUUUGAUGCCGCGGCGGGGGGUAAGUCAUUCACAAAGGGGGUUUAAAGAUAUCUUCAGAAUAG